AUGUCUCGACUGUGUUUCACGCUCCUCUUGUGUGUGGUUUUGCUUGGACUCCUCUGUCUCACAGAUGCAGAGGAAAGCAAGGCUGAAUCAAGAGAAAAAAGAGAAGUGCCUAACUGGGCGCUGACAUCUUCAGACUUUUUUGGGUGGAUUGAAGAACUUCGCUCUCAUGGUGGUUAUGACAAGAUUGAGGAGCUGGCUAGGACCUUCUGGGCUCAUUUUCCUUCUGCUAGCCGCCUGGGUUAUGAUCCUCCUGCUCCAGAAGAAUAA
Triplophysa dalaica is the source of this 267-nucleotide messenger RNA. It is a transcript of the gene otos2, whose product is annotated as otospiralin 2. Lineage: Eukaryota; Metazoa; Chordata; Actinopteri; Cypriniformes; Nemacheilidae. Bases 1 to 267 code for a protein of 88 amino acids. The record is from RefSeq and is a predicted model, not a curated record. Gene Ontology annotation, biological process: sensory perception of sound. The transcript is spliced from 3 exons.